Cyclopterus lumpus (lumpfish) is the source of this 3249-nucleotide messenger RNA. RefSeq names its product sal-like protein 4. Gene Ontology annotation, biological process: regulation of transcription by RNA polymerase II. Gene Ontology annotation, molecular function: RNA polymerase II cis-regulatory region sequence-specific DNA binding; DNA-binding transcription factor activity, RNA polymerase II-specific. Gene Ontology annotation, cellular component: nucleus. The record is from RefSeq and is a predicted model, not a curated record. NCBI's taxonomy places the organism in Eukaryota, Metazoa, Chordata, Actinopteri, Perciformes, Cyclopteridae.
AUGUCACGCCGGAAGCAGAAGCGACCCCAGCAUCUAGUUAACGCGGAUCCGGGGGGCCCGAGGCUGCUAUCUCACGAUGAUCAUCUGGGCAUGAAAUCCCCAUCCACUUCUCUUGGCUCAGAAGUGACCUCGUCAGGUUCCUCCUCCUCAUCCCCCACCUCUCUCCAAGACUGCCAGCCGCCUCUGGCCCCUCGCCCAUCUCCUGGUGGGCUCCACGCGCCCUCCUUGCCCAGCGAGAGCUCGCCUCCUCCCCACUGGCCCAGCCACAUUGCCCCCUUCACCACCUCCCUCCCAAACACCCACUCUUCCCUCUCCCCAGACUUUCCUCACCCCUCACUGUCAUCCCAGACUCACUCACCUCCUCCCUUGGGUCAAACCUCAGGUUCCCACAGCCUGUCCCACCAAGGAAACUCUCACUCCACCAUGACCUCCCCACCAAUGGGCAGCUCAGCCACCACCACUACCUCCUCCUCUUCCUCCUCCUCGUCCUCUCAGUGUGUGCAGCUGCACCGCGACAGCAUCAGUCCUUCUCAUCAGCAGCCCUCCGGCUCUCCGGGGCAGCAUGGACAAAUCCAUGUGUCGCCAACCCUGGCAAUACUCCUAGAGGAGCUGAGGGUUUUACAGCAGAGGCAAAUCCACCAGAUGCAGAUAACAGAGGAGAUCUGUCGGCACGUGCUAAGGCUCGGAGGUGCCGUCUUUGGACAAGAUAAUAACACACAGGCCAGUGGUGCAGACUGCAACCGUAAGUCUGCAGGAGCAGCAUCUUCCUCACCAACACACCCCUCCACUGCCACGCCAGUAACCCCAGCCUCAUUACUUUUGACUGGCCUUCCAUCUUCCCUCUUUCCCCAGCCCUCUGUCUCCAAAUCAGGUGCUUCACAUGUCAAUGGCAGCAGAGCUCAAUCCUCCUCUACCUCUUCCUCAUCUAUUUCAUCCAAUAUUAGCUCCUCUGUUGCCUCCCUGCACCCUCUGUCCUUGUCACUGGGACUACCACCUCGCUACCUCCACGAGAAAUCCUCCAACACCUCCUCGUUCGGUCAUAGCAAUGGUAUCAGUUUCUCGACUCCUCCCCUUCCUACCACCAGCCACUCCCAGGAUCUUCAGCCCAGCUCCUCUCUGGGCUCUGCCUCCUCAGCAGGACGCCCUCAACAUGUGUGCCGUUUUUGUGGGAAGGUGUUAAGCAGCGAUUCAUCACUCCAGAUCCAUCUGAGGUCGCAUACAGGGGAAAGGCCCUACCAGUGUCCAGUCUGCUUGAGCCGUUUUACAACCAGGGGGAACCUCAAAGCCCAUUUCUUGCGACACAGAGAGCAGAACCCAGAGCUGUCCCUCUCCCUGCUGCCCCCAGCACUGUCGGAGCAAACACAGAUCGUUCCUGUCCCUACCCAGAGGAGAAGAAAACGACGAGCUGAUGAUGAUGAGUCAUUUAAUGGAGUGAAAGGAAGCAUUCCUGGGAUGACAGAAAACAUGGCUUUAGGAUUCCUGUCUGGUGCAUCUGCCCGGCCCUCGCCUUCCUCUCUACCUCUGCCGCCAUCAGUGGACAUGGCGUUGUUAUCCACAGCCCAUUCACUGCUACAGCUGAACCGAGCCUCGGCUGCAGCUGCUGCCAACGCGUCAAGCACUGGACUGCCUUCUUCGUCUUCCUCCUCCUCCAUGGGCAGCCAGUUCAAAGGAGCAAAGCAGCAGCGGUUUGAUGAAAACACACCUCCUCACUCUGCCCUCCAUACAACCUCUCCAUACUCCCAGCUGGCCCACCUCCCCAAGAUUCUCUUCCCUGAAGGUACCUCCCCUCACCACCUUGCACUUCUACGGCCCCCAGGCCACCCAUCGGCCUCACACCUCACUUCGCCUCAUCAGCUACCUUUCCAGUUUCCACCUUUCCCCAAACCAUCAACCUCCUCCCCCUCCUCGUCCUCUCCCACCACCUCUACCCAGACUUCAGAGACCUCCAAGUUGCAGCGCCUGGUACAGAAGCUUGAAAGGGUGCGUCUUCUUCCUUCAGCUCCUCACAAACCCUUGCUGAAGCACAUGGCGACACACACGGCCAUGACCUGUCCACCACCUCAGUGCCUAUCGCAGGAAAUGUUGGCCGCUCUCGGCCUGAGCCCAAGUACCAAUGCUGCUGGACUGGGACUCUCAGGUUCUGGCACCGUGCAGGCUGCUAAUCAGUGUGGAGUGUGUCUGCGUGUCCUCAGCUGCCCCAGAGCGCUGCGAUUGCACCAAGCCACACAUCUGGGAGAGCGCCCGUUCCCUUGUAAACUAUGUGGCCGUUCCUUCUCCACGAAGGGCAGCCUUAGAGCCCACCUGGCCACUCACCGUGCAAGACCGGCUAACUCGCGUGCCUUGAACUCCUGCCCGCUGUGCCCACGUAAGUUCACCAAUGCCUUGGUUCUUCAGCACCAUAUCCGCUUGCACCUGGGAGGGCAAAUACCUCCUGACGAAGAUAUGCCUGCUGAAGACGCGGAAGAAACGGAGAAUGCUGUCUUCAAUGAGCGUGAGAAUAACUCCCCAUCUAAAGCUCAACAACUCCUUCCUCUGGCUUUAACAAUGCGCUCCAAGUCUCCAAUUGAUGCUCUAAACUCAGGGUCCACUUCUAAGAAAUCCACAGCUGCUGAUGCCACUUCUGAGCCGGAGGACCCCCUGCGUCUGAGAAACAACACCCUAGCUGAUGGUAGCCCCGUGAACAGCUCCAUGUUCUCUGAGGGGGAGACCCAUGCUGACCUGGGCAGCACUAGCCCUUUAAAAGCACCCAUAGAUGGUUCUCAUUCAGCUGUUUUGAAUGGAGAUGCAGAGGCAGAUGACACCCCUCUAUCCCUCUGUGUUUCCAAGCCUGUGUUAGAAAAUGACACGCUGCAUACAGAUGUUAAUAAUGAUGACGCCGGCUCCACAGACAAACCUACCACAAGUCCCGAUUCGAACCCCAAACCCCCAGCUGCAAAUGCUUCACCCACACUCAGCCCCCUUGCCAGCCCCAAAGCUAUCCCCGAAGCAGAAGAGGCCUGUGAAGGUGAACCACAGGAGGCACAAGAGAGAGAUGCUGCCCAAAGCAAUGGCAAGAGUGAGAGCACCACACCCAGAGAGCCUUUGCCAGUUUCGGAUCCAGAGCCGGAGAAGGAGGGUGGUAGCGUGCAAGAACCUUCAGAGGACCCAGAGCCCUCUGUCCCAGCACCAGCCCAGCCUCCUCGCUCUGAUAAACCCUACAGCUGCUCGAAGUGUGGAAAGGCAUACGCUAGCCGUAGCGGACUAAGGUAA